Messenger RNA from Onthophagus taurus, 1974 nucleotides. RefSeq names its product solute carrier family 30 member 7 (gene ZnT86D). Gene Ontology annotation, biological process: intracellular zinc ion homeostasis; zinc ion import into Golgi lumen. Lineage: Eukaryota; Metazoa; Arthropoda; Insecta; Coleoptera; Scarabaeidae. The record is from RefSeq and is a predicted model, not a curated record. Gene Ontology annotation, molecular function: zinc ion transmembrane transporter activity. Gene Ontology annotation, cellular component: membrane; Golgi apparatus; cytoplasmic vesicle.
CAAAACUGUCACUGACAACAUGGCAGUUUGUCGAAGUGUCAGCCGGUUUCGGCUGCCAAAAUACGUAUAACUAAAGCAUGGUGUCUUUUUUAAACAAAAAUUUUAUUUUGUGUAAUACAUAUGGUCUUCAUUAAAACAAUAAAUAACUUUUAAAAUUUAUGCGCUAGAAAGCGUAGAAUAUACCAAGUUUUUUUUGCUUUCUUCGAGUGAUGGAUAGAUUGUUUACGUAGUGUUUAAAUCGCCACGUACUAUGCUUCCCCUAUCGCAUAAAGACACCCUUAAUAGGGGUUUCGGCUCAAGGAUAAAAGAAAAAAUCAACGGCUGGCUCAGAUUAAUUUUCUCAGAUCGAAACUCUAGGAAUUUAUUUCUGUUUUUGUUACUAAACUUAUCCUUUGCGUUUGUUGAGUUAUCUUAUGGAAUAUGGACCAACAGUUUAGGUUUAAUAUCGGAUUCUUUCCACAUGUUCUUCGAUUGUACAGGCCUGCUAGCUGGCUUAGCAGCCUCUGUUAUAACAAAAUGGAAAGCUAAUGAUAAAUAUUCUUAUGGAUAUGUUAGAGCAGAAGUAUUAGCUGGUUUUGUGAAUGGUUUAUUUUUACUUUUUGUUGCCUUCUUUAUUAUGUCUGAAGCUGUUGAAAGAGCCAUUGAACCACCUGAAGUUAAACAUGAACGAUUAUUCUUAGUAUCAGUAUUAGGUCUAUUAGUAAAUCUAGUAGGAAUUUAUGCUUUUCAACAUGGCCAUUCCCAUGGGGGAUCCUCUCAUGGACAUAGUCAUGGGGGCGGCGGCGGUGGAAAUCACGGCUCGCAUGGACAUUCACAUAAUUCUCAUGGACACUCUCAUGAUGAAGAUCUUGGCGGAACUAACUCCCAAAUAAUGAAAGGCGUCUUCUUACAUAUUUUAGCUGACACUUUAGGUAGUGUUGGCGUCAUAAUCUCCGCUAUUUUAAUGAAGAUGUUUGGUUGGAUGAUCGCCGAUCCAAUUUGUUCCAUCUUCAUAGCCCUAUUAAUUAUUUUGAGUGUACUUAGCCUUAUAAAAGACUCGGUGGUGAUUUUAAUGCAACGACAACCGUAUGGGUUAGAUAAUGUUUUACCGCAGUGUUAUCAAAAGGUUGUUGGACUUCCAGGGGUCUAUUCGGUACAAGAACCCCAUUUCUGGACAUUGUGUAGUGACGUGUACGUUGGGGCACUUAAAUUAGAAGUAUCAAAAAAUGUUGAUCCAAAGUAUGUGGUUUCACAUACACAUAUGAUAUUUGCGGCCGCUGGUGUUAGACAGCUUUAUGUUCAAUUGGACUAUACGCCAAUGUGAUUCAAUGUUAUUGGAUUUGAAUGGGGCGAAAACGAAUUUUGUGCUGUAUGUGCGAGAAUAAAACGAUCUACAUUCAGGGUGGUAUUUAAAUAUUUUUGUAAAUAGGAAUUUAUAACAGAUUCUGUUUUUUGUAAUAAGGGAAAUGUAAGUUACGUGUUUAAUAAUAUAUUUUACAUACAUGCUUUUGUAAUUUUAUGGUUACUAUUUUGUAAGAAACAAAAAAUCCUUUAAAUUAAUUCCAAGUAUGACUACUUUAUCUCUUUAUAGCUAAAAAAAAAUAUUGAAAUUGGUCCAUACCAAAAAGUGAUUCUAUUUCAAUGUUUUUAAAGAUUAAUUAUUUCUUGUUGGGCCUCUUUUUAAAGGAUUUUUAUUCAAGAUUUCGUUUAAAUAAUAAGAUUGUUUCUGCUCAUUCCAUUCAUUGUAUUUUCGUAUUGGUUCGUUAUGAGAUUUUUUAAGCUGAUUAUUUAAUAAAAUGAAAGAACGAUUUUAUGAUCAAUAUUUUUUUAUUUAAGAUUUUUUAGUUGUUUAUAAUAAAUCCAAUGUUUGUAUAACGUGAUCAUAACAUAGUUUAAAAGUGAAAAACUUAAUCCUUAAGAUGUGCUAAGAAAUUGUUUUGUAAUAUACUGCAAUUAUUAGUAACUAUUGUCCAAAAUAUACAUAUUAGAAAUGAA